AUGGACGUGGAAUAUGGAAUGGAAGUGAGAGAAGUUGGAAUAUUAUCGAUUGAAGAAAGAUGGAAUUAUAAGAAGAAAGAAAGAAAAGAAAAUUGUUUAAAGUAUCACCCAAAAAGUCAAAAGUUAUGA
Molecule: messenger RNA, 129 nt
Organism: Brugia malayi
Lineage: Eukaryota; Metazoa; Nematoda; Chromadorea; Rhabditida; Onchocercidae
Exons: 2
Coding region: 1-129 (42 amino acids)
Source: RefSeq, a predicted model, not a curated record